This is a messenger RNA of Papaver somniferum (opium poppy), 476 nucleotides long. RefSeq lists its product as uncharacterized. The transcript is spliced from 2 exons. Lineage: Eukaryota; Viridiplantae; Streptophyta; Magnoliopsida; Ranunculales; Papaveraceae. The record is from RefSeq and is a predicted model, not a curated record. The coding region runs from base 41 to 376 and encodes 111 amino acids.
ACUAAUCAAAUUCUUCGGUUCUUGCUAAAGUCUAAACGUCAUGGCUACUAAAACAUUUUUGCUCAUCGGGUUUCUUUUAUCUUUGAUUGUCCUCAAACCCAUGUACGUAGAUGCUACGCCAUGGCAUAAUUGUUUCAGAGCUGGUACGGAGAAAUGGCUUGACUGUGAAUACCAAACUUGUGGUGGAGCACUCUUGCGCUGGACGUUUAUGGAUGACAUUGUCCAGAACUGUCAAAGAUUUUGUUGGAACUUUUUUCAAGAGGGAUUAGAUACAAGGUGUGCCCAGAUAAACACUGACCCAGAUACCGGUAACUUUUAUUGUGCCUGUUAUGAACAAUGUGAGCAGGAAUGGUCGUUCUGGAACUGUUUGCUGUAGAUCCAAAGAAGAUGGAUCCACCCAUUAAUCGUGUUUUUUUAAAGUUCUUAUCAGCAUAUGAAAUGGGCAAUGCCUUGUUCAAUGUUGAGUAAACUCACCA